Gymnodraco acuticeps is the source of this 1131-nucleotide messenger RNA. RefSeq names its product THAP domain-containing protein 5-like. The record is from RefSeq and is a predicted model, not a curated record. The transcript has 3 exons. The coding region runs from base 8 to 529 and encodes 173 amino acids. NCBI's taxonomy places the organism in Eukaryota, Metazoa, Chordata, Actinopteri, Perciformes, Bathydraconidae.
CAAAGAUAUGAGGAAGAAGUGGGAAGUUGCUUUGAGGAGGGAAGGGUUCACUGCAAGCGAGUCAUCCGUGAUUUGCAGUGAGCAUUUUAAGCAGGACGAGUUUGACAGGACAGGACAGAUUGUCCGACUCAGAGAUGGUGUUAUUCCCUCCAUCUUCAGCUUCCCGGUUCACCUCCAAAGACCGGAAAAGGGCAGGACUACGUCUACUUCCAGAAAAGCUGAAGAGAGCCUGUCUGUGGCCCCUCAGGACGACCCAGAAGCUUCAACCUCACACUCACAACCUCAGCCUAAUGAUGCAAACAGUCCAAUUGCAACGACCACCGGACAGAUCAAGUGGAGGUUCAUCAAUCAUCUCAAUGAGGUGCAAAAAAAAGACGGACUGCAUGCUGCCAAUCAAAUCACAGACAAACAUGUCUACUUUGAGAACCACAAGAGGAGGGUGUCCCUGGCUGCACAAACACUGAGUCGCUCCGUGUCAGUUGCUCUCCGCACAAUGAGGGAUCUUAGGUACUCUCAGUUUAAAGACUGAGGCAACGGCAGAAUUCAUUGAGGUAAACAGUUAGUGAUUAUAGAACCAAGUACGUGUUUGUUUUUAAAUAAUUGAUCAAAAUGUGAUUUGAGCAUCAGGAACAAUUUGUUGAUAAUUCUCUAAGUUCAACAUGCAAAUAUUUUCAUGAACCGUGAUAUUGCAUAUUCAUAAAUACAAAAGUGUGUAUAUAACCUUACACAUACCUUCACACAUUUUAGAGUGGUAAAGCUCUGUGUGAAAUGUGCUGUAGCACAAAGCAGGCCUAUGGAGAGAAGGAAGUCAAGCAAAUACUAAGUUUGCAUGUUGAACAUACAGCUUAGAAAUAAGUACUCUGUUCUCUUUAUAUCUUGAAUAGAUGAGUAUUGAUUACAACUAUCUGAUACCUAAUGAAACACUGUAAUGAUAGUGAUUUAGAUGCCGAUAUUUCUUUAUAGAUUAUUGACAGGCUGUUUGACACGAUGAAUGGACGCAAUCCUCGUGCCAAAGGAUUCAAAUCUCCCUUGGGUGCUUUGAAUUGGAUAGAGAGGAAAGCAUUUUUGUCAAGAGCCAGGGAGUACUUGCUCACUUUGGGGACAAAAGAUGGAACACCACUUCACCGAUCU